This is a messenger RNA of Neomonachus schauinslandi (Hawaiian monk seal), 2619 nucleotides long. Its product is annotated as radial spoke head 10 homolog B. Lineage: Eukaryota; Metazoa; Chordata; Mammalia; Carnivora; Phocidae. The transcript has 19 exons. Bases 1 to 2619 code for a protein of 872 amino acids. The record is from RefSeq and is a predicted model, not a curated record.
AUGGUGAAAGAAAAGAAAAGAGCAGACAAAAAAGGGGAUAAGUCCACCCGCUCUUCCUCCUCUCUCUCUGGUUAUCCAGAGUUUGCCAAACAAGAUGGCAGUGUGGCUAGGCAAGAGAUGUCCCCCGGUGCCGUCCCACCAUUGGAAAUGCAGCCCAGCGAAUUGGGGCCCCGAAGAGAGUCCAAACAUGAUAACCAGCAGAAUGAAGAUGCCACUCACUACGAAGAGCCCAUUCUCACCAAACUCAUAGUUGAAAGCUACGAAGGGGAAAAAGUCCGUGGACUAUAUGAGGGAGAAGGCUUUGCGGUCUUUCAAGGAGGUUGCACCUACCACGGUAUGUUUUCAGAAGGACUCAUGCAUGGACAAGGGACUUACAUUUGGGCCGAUGGACUGAAAUAUGAGGGGGAGUUUGUGAAGAACAUCCCCAUGAACCAUGGCGUGUACACGUGGCCGGAUGGCAGCACCUACGAAGGAGAAGUGAUCCACGGCGUGAGGCAAGGAUUUGGUAUGUUCAAAUGCGGCACGCACCCCGUGUCCUACAUCGGCCACUGGUGUCACGGCAAGAGACACGGGAAGGGCUCUAUUUAUUACAAUCAAGAGGGUACCUCCUGGUACGAGGGGGACUGGGUGUACAACAUCAAAAACGGUUGGGGGAUCAGAUGUUACAAAUCUGGAAACAUAUAUGAAGGUCAGUGGGAAAACAAUAUGCGCCAUGGGGAAGGCAGGAUGAGGUGGCUGACGGCGAAUGAGGAGUACACGGGUCAGUGGGAAAAGGGCAUCCAGAAUGGUUUUGGAACACACUCUUGGUUUCUAAAGAGAAUCCCCAACUCCCAAUACCCUUUGAGAAAUGAAUACGUAGGAGAGUUUGUAAAUGGAUAUCGUCAUGGCCAUGGAAAAUUUUACUAUGCCAGUGGGGCCGUUUAUGAGGGAGAAUGGGUCUCCAAUAAAAAACAUGGUAUGGGCCGAUUAACUUUCAAAAAUGGGCGUGUGUAUGAUGGCUCCUUUUCCAAUGACCACAUAGUGGAGUUUCCAAAUCUUGAAGUUGAGUUCUUAAGUCACCUGGACCUGUCUUCAGAGUCUUCCUUCAAGAGCCGGUACCCUGCAUCCUCCAUCAGUGCUGAGAUUAUCAGAAAGCUUGAUGGCAGUGAAAGUAAUUCUGUGUUAGGGUCGAGCCUUGAGCUGAAUCUCAGUUUGUUGCUGAAUAUGUAUCCUGAGAAAGAUCAAGCAGAGGAAAAGAAGCAGGUAGAAUAUGCUGUCUUAAGAAAUAUUACAGAAUUGAGAAGAAUCUAUAGCUUUUACAGCAGCCUAGGAUGUGAUCACUCUCUGGAUAACACCUUUCUGAUGACAAAGCUUCACUUCUGGAGGUUUCUAAAAGACUGCAAAUUUCAUCACCAUAAGAUAACUCUUGCUGAUAUGGACAGGAUAUUAAGUACCGAUAGUGACACUCCAGUUGAAGAAAUUCAUUCUCCAUUUACAACAAUACUUUUGAGAACAUUUCUCAAUUACCUCCUGCAGUUGGCUUACCACAUCCAUCACAAAGAAUACCAAAACAGAAGUCCAUCGCUCUUUCUGUGUUUUACCAAACUGAUGACUGAGAACAUUCACCCAAAUGCCUGCCGUGUAAAAGGCAGUUUAUUCAGUGGGCAGCAGCGGACACUCUAUUCCAUGAAUUACAUCGACAAAUGCUGGGAGAUUUAUACAGUUUACUGCAGACCACACACAGCUCCUCCCCACGAGCCUUCCAUGAAGAUGCGACACUUCCUCUGGAUGUUGAAAGACUUUAAAAUGAUAAAUAAAGAAUUAACAGCAACCAAGUUUGUGGAGGUCAUUGCAGAGGAUAAUCCUUUCAUACAUGACGGUGUUGACAGCAACUUCGAACCUGAGCUGGUUUUCCUGGAAUUCUUUGAAGCUCUCUUAAGCUUCGCACUCAUCUCUGUCACUGAACAAAUGAUUAAAACCUAUUUAAAUUUGCCAAAUGAUGACCUGUCUGGAAAUAAACAUGGAAGCUCUUACAUGACAAAUCAGAACAUCCAGAACAGGAGUUCAAGUAUAGGAACAAGCCAGGAAUCAGAUCUGCAGGACGGCAGCACCAAGUCAUCUUCAAGCAAACUAGGGCUCAUGCUUGAUCUUAGCAAAAUACGGAGAUCAGAGCCCAAGAUCAAGAAGUCUCUAAGUGAUGAAAGAAUUUCCAAAAUGAACUUUAAAUCUCCAGGAAAAGGGCUAACCUUUUUUUUAUCCCAAAAUGAGAGAAAAGAAAAAUCCAAGGACGAACAAAAGGAGAAACUUGCUGUGUGGGUCACGAGUAUGUAUAUCUUUUUCGUGAAUAUACUGUUCCCUGCACAUAAACGUGAAGAAAUCCUCAAGGAGAAAAUAAGGGAGGACAGGCUGCAUCACGCGGCCACGGCCCACCAGAGGAAACUCGAAAACAAUGAGUUGGAAGCAAGGCUGAACACCUUGAGAGAGGAAGAGGCCAGAAGACCAGACUAUGAUGUCGACAUCACUGUGCUCAAGGAACCGGCGGAUGCCCCAUCCUCAAGUUUCACACUGAGCCCCCCUAAAGAGGACACGGCAGUGUCCCAAUCCAGCAAGCCCGUCAUAAGUAAGAAAAAGAAAAAGUAG